Messenger RNA from Triplophysa rosa, 1024 nucleotides. It is a transcript of the gene cenpv, whose product is annotated as centromere protein V. NCBI's taxonomy places the organism in Eukaryota, Metazoa, Chordata, Actinopteri, Cypriniformes, Nemacheilidae. The coding region runs from base 442 to 879 and encodes 145 amino acids. Gene Ontology annotation, molecular function: carbon-sulfur lyase activity. The record is from RefSeq and is a predicted model, not a curated record. The transcript is spliced from 5 exons.
AUUCUCAACACCAACAUAACUCAGUCUGAGAAAACUCAGCUAGUCUUUUUUUUGUGAUUUACAGUUUUCUACAUAAAGUAAAGAUCAUCCAACAAUAAUGUAAAGAGCAUUCUGUGAAAAUGUAACCUUGCUAUCAUUAAUACUGACUGAGACCAUGUUUGAGACUUUAGCCUGGAUUUCACAGACUGGGUCAUGUCCACUAACGUUUUAACCUUUAACUAUAUUUCUGUUAUGAUCUCUCUGGACUGUCAGGUUGCAACAGCUGAGGUGGAACCAGAUGAGCUGGCAGAAACAUGUGACCCAGCAAGUCAAGAGUGUUUGAGUUGUUUUGCAACCACUGGUGAUCAUUAUCAACAGUCAAGAAUGUUCUACAGCGAGUGACUUGGUUUUAAGGUUAAAUAAAACCACAGCGCCACAGCUCAUAAACUUAUAAGAGGUGCUAUGGCUUCCUUAACAAAAGACGAAAGGGAACGCGAUGAUCUUGUGAAACACACCGGAGGUUGUCACUGCGGGGCGGUGCGUUUUGAGGUUUACAGUGCCCAAGAUUUAAACGUGUUCAAUUGCAAUUGCAGUAUUUGCACAAAGAAACAGAACAGACACUUCAUAGUGCCAAAAUCCCAGUUUACCUUGCUGCAGGGAUCUGAUAACCUAACCACAUACACAUUUAACACCCACACGGCCAAGCACACAUUCUGCAAAACAUGUGGUGUCCAAAGUUUCUAUACACCACGAUCUAACCCUGAUGGAUUUGGUGUGGCACCCCAUUGUUUGGAUCCUGGAACAGUGAGAACUGUAACAGUGGAGGAGUUCUGUGGAGAAAAUUGGGAGGAAAGCAUGGAGAAGCAUCAAACUAUUAGGAGCAUGUCAAAACUAACAUAACUGUAACAGUGUAUACUUCAUUUGAGUUAUUUUGUGAGAUUUUCAUACUGCCAUUUCAACCAGGUGACCUAGAAUGUGAACUCCUAAUUUUUAAUAAAACAUGAAAAUGUAUUGCACAGCAAUCAUGGUCAUGUGUUUCAUAACA